Molecule: messenger RNA, 1119 nt
Organism: Staurois parvus
Lineage: Eukaryota; Metazoa; Chordata; Amphibia; Anura; Ranidae
Source: the annotation of a GenBank genome assembly
AUGUUGUCUGUCUGGAAUUUCUUGAAGCGUCACAAGAAAAAAUUUAUCUUCUUUGGUGCAUUUGCAGGAGGUGUUUAUCUCCUGGGGAAGUUUGCGCAGAAGAAAAUUAAAGAAAUCCAGGAGAGAGAAGCUGCUGAGUACAUUGCUCAGGCACGGAGGCAGUAUCAUUUUGAAAGCAACCAGAGAACAUGCAACAUGACAGUUUUAUCAAUGCUCCCUGCUUUGAAGGAAGCUUUAAUGCAACAACUGAAUUCAGAGAGCCUAACAAGUCUUCUGAAAAGCAGACCGACAAACAAGAUAGAAAUAUGGGAAGAUUUAAAGAUUAUAAGUUUCACCAGAAGUAUAGGAGCAGUUUAUAGCACGUGUAUGCUGGUGGUUCUGCUUCGUGUUCAGCUAAAUAUUAUCGGUGGAUACAUCUAUCUGGACAAUUCAUCAGGAGUAAAACCCUGCAAUGGUCUCCAAGCAUCCCCAGAGGUGCAACAACAGUAUUUGUCUAGCAUUCAACACCUCUUAGGAGAUGGCUUGACAGAACUGAUAACAUUAGUGAAACGAGCCGUGCAUAAGGUGCUUGGUGGCUUAUCUUUGAAGCACUCUCUGUCUCUUAUGGAUUUGGAGAAACAUAUCAAAGAAAUACGAAGGUCGGUGGAAGAAUGCAGUGAAACCCCAGUUUUAGAGGCAUCUCGAAGCAAGUCAAUGUUGUGUCGAUUCAUGAUGGCAGAUGAAGAGAACCCAUUAACAUCUCAGGCAUGUGGACUGACAGAAAAGGAUGUCAUUACGAUACGGCUACUAAGUGAAACCAGGGACAUGUUAGAAAGUCAGGAUUUUAGUACAGUGCUGAAUUCCUGCUUAAACCGAGGCUUCGGGAGGCUUCUUGACAGCGUUGCUGAGUUCUUUCGACCUACUGACCAAGAGCUUACCCAGCAUAGUCCAGCAGACAGCCUUUCUACCAUUAGUCUUCCUCUGGCCAAAGUUAUUCCAAUUGUCAAUGGACAGAUCCACUCCAUAUGUAGCGAGAUGCCCAAUCACUUUGAACAGGAACUACUACUCAUGGAACAAGUGAAGGACUUUGCUGCUAAUGUGUAUGAGGCUUUCAGCACACCCCAGCAACUAGAGAAGUAG